Mesorhabditis spiculigera is the source of this 1062-nucleotide messenger RNA. The record is from the annotation of a GenBank genome assembly. Lineage: Eukaryota; Metazoa; Nematoda; Chromadorea; Rhabditida; Rhabditidae.
AUGACCUUCUUCCAAAAACUAAAAUUCUUCUACCACAUCUUAAUCUCGCACAACUCGAAAAUUACUCAAGAGGACGUUGAAAAGUGCAAACAGAAGGAUUUAUUAGAGCAGCUGUUGGCAGAGCUUGACGAAAAUAGCCGCAACUACAUUGCCGAGGUCGCAACUAGUAAUGAGGCGUUCGACCUGACUAGUGAUCUCGCUCAGAUUCGGCUACUUUCCUUCAAACUUCCAAAAGAUCUGCCGGACAUUCGCAGAGCACCUAAUCAAUUUCCGUGGAUUGGGUCGGUUGUUGAAGAUGGUGAACCGGAUUAUUGGAGACAAGAUCGCAAGCACAUUCAAUAUGGCAGCUACAUAUCGGCCUUCAAACAAAUGGUUUUCACGUUCCUCUACACGCGUUGCCAAGCAUUAGCACCAACAAAGGCCUACUUAUUCCUGAGCGACAUCGAACCACCGUAUCUCGAAUCGCUGCGUCGCCAGAUCCUCGGUGUCCCAUACAGUAUGAACCAGCAACCGCAAAUAAGCCCUUACUUCGACCCCUGUCUUUUCUACGUGAAUGCCAACGAGUUGCACGGAUUCCUCACUGCAAAGUUUGAGGGCCAGGCGGUCGAAUGGCUGCGUCGACUCCAUUGUCCCAAGUUCAUCAUCGCCGAGGCUGAGCCCAGAUACAAGCGUUGUUUGGCGGAUUCUCAGGUCUACAUUCUUGGUACGAAACACGAUUCGCCGGGCAGCUGUCAAGAUGUUAAUAUUGCGCUCAGAAGCUUGCGGCCUGACGUCGUCGUCUUAGAGCUUUGCCAAGAUCGCUUUGAGGUGGUGAAGACAUCUGUAGCCAAAAACGGAAGUCGGAAGCGUCGGUGGAAGCUAUUUGGUGAUGCACCGGGUGAAUUCGCAGCGGCGGUCAGAUCUGCGAAUGAACUGGGCAAUGUUACGACGGUGCUUGGUGAUCGAGCUGCACAAACAACCAUCGGGCGUAUCUACUCGGUCGCGACGUUUCGGGAAGCAUUAAGGAAAUGCUGCCUGGAAUUGCGAAAAGCAAAAGAGAUGAGCAUCGCCUGUAUUCUGAAC